UUGCUGUUUGAUUAAAGUGAUAUAUAUUCUACUGGGAAGAUAUUAAAUAUAAAUGAAAAUGUCUAACACAAUCGACAUAGAAAUUAUCCUAAAUGCGUACAUUGCGAACAUCUCUAAAAAAUCUAUUAUCGACGUUGUCCAGUGCUAUUUGGAAAAAAACAAUGUCCGUCCUAACAGCGUGAUAAGUAAUUUUGAUCACCCUAUCCUUCACAAUGAUGUUAAAACUAUAAUCGUUGGAGACACCCCUAAUUACACUAAGGCGUUUAUAGACUUUAAUACAUUGGAAGUAAAAUGGUAUGUUUACAACUUGGACAACUAUGGCCCUAUGACACAUAGUGAAACCGAUGCAAACGAUGAAGAACUUGUGUUAGCAACACACUUGUCUCUGCCUUCGGCCAGUCUUAUAAAUCUAUGGGAAAAUUUAUAUUACGAUAACAACGUAAAACUAAACUUAUUGAAAUAUUCCCAAACCAUGAUGGAAUUCUCCGACAAAGGAGUGGAUUGCAACGUUGUUAGUUGCAAUAGAGUUAUCUUAUUGCAUGGGCCCCCAGGCACUGGGAAAACCUCUCUGUGUAAAGCAUUGGCACAUAAGUUAACAAUCAGAAUGAGUGAAAGGUUCACGUCUGGACUUUUGAUUGAAAUAAACAGUCACAGCUUGUUUUCAAAGUGGUUUUCUGAGAGUGGUAAACUUGUUACAAAGAUGUUUACUAAGAUCAAAGAGAUCCUUGAAGACAACAACAUAUUAGUCUGUGUUUUAAUCGAUGAGGUAGAAUCAUUAGCACAUGCUCGAGACCAGUGUGUUUCUGGUAAUGAACCCUCAGAUUCAAUUCGUGUAGUAAAUGCAGUUUUAACACAGGUAGAUCAAAUAAAAUUAUAUCCCAACGUUUUGAUAUUAGCUACUUCGAACAUGACGGAGACUAUUGACAUCGCUUUUGUCGACAGAGCCGAUAUUAAGCAAUAUUUAGGCAAUCCAUCUGGACCGGCUAUUUAUAAAAUUUAUUAUUCUUGUAUCCAGGAGUUAUUUAAGGCACAGAUAAUUCGUGAGCAAGCAUUGGAGCCUAUAGAAAGUUUAGUAAGUGGCCAGGACACUGAAUUUAUCGAAGAAUCUAGGCAACUGUUGAGAGUUUGCGAGAAGAGCUUGGGUCUGAGCGGGAGAUCUUUAAGAAAAAUACCGUUUUUAGCACACGCUCUGUUUAUAGAUAAAUCGCUAGUGACUCUAACGGAGUUUUUAGUAGCUAUGGAGAAGGCUGUGGAAAACGAACAUGCAGAACGACACUAUUUUAAGAAUUUCAAGGUAGAGAAGUAACAAAAAUAUUUAGUGUUUGAUAAU
This is a messenger RNA of Anoplophora glabripennis (Asian longhorned beetle), 1330 nucleotides long. RefSeq names its product pachytene checkpoint protein 2 homolog (gene pch2). NCBI's taxonomy places the organism in Eukaryota, Metazoa, Arthropoda, Insecta, Coleoptera, Cerambycidae. Gene Ontology annotation, cellular component: nucleus; chromosome. Gene Ontology annotation, biological process: reciprocal meiotic recombination; meiotic recombination checkpoint signaling. The record is from RefSeq and is a predicted model, not a curated record. The coding region runs from base 53 to 1306 and encodes 417 amino acids. The transcript has 7 exons. Gene Ontology annotation, molecular function: ATP hydrolysis activity; ATP binding.